AUGGGAACAGGCUUGGGCUCUUCAGAAAUUGCUGGAUUUUGAAAUCCUAGUGUAGAUUUAGCAGGAUUUGUUUUCUUUUGCAGACCUGACCUUGAAGAGCGGAAACUUCUUGUACUUUGGUUGACUGAUACAACUGAUUGGCCAGAUGGCUCUUCAGAUUCAGGCUCCUUAUACUUUUUCUUUACAGGUAUAAUAUUUCGCAUCCAGGGAUCGAUUUUACAAGUAGUUGGUUCUGCCAUUUCUUCUCAAUUUUCUAAUUCUCCAGUAUCAUACUUUAACCUUAAUUAGCUUAAUUUAGCUUGGCUUCUUAUUUGACCCUAAAUAACAGCUUCACAAAGAAGCAUUUUGUCGUAACUCUCUCAUACAUGCCAGGCCUUGCAGACCGCCAUCUCUCAUAAUAUCUGCGAAAGCACCUACUAGGCUUUCCUUCUGUUUAAGCGCCCCUAUUCGAAACCCAAAUCAUAUAAUAAUAAAAGUGGGCAGAUGAAAGAGAAUUCACGGAGCGAAUAGUAAAAGGCAUUUUAUCAUCCUUCAACAUCAUACCGAAUAUAA
Blepharisma stoltei is the source of this 552-nucleotide messenger RNA. The record is from the annotation of a GenBank genome assembly. NCBI's taxonomy places the organism in Eukaryota, Ciliophora, Heterotrichea, Heterotrichida, Blepharismidae.